Molecule: messenger RNA, 7075 nt
Organism: Nerophis ophidion (straightnose pipefish)
Lineage: Eukaryota; Metazoa; Chordata; Actinopteri; Syngnathiformes; Syngnathidae
Gene: olfm3a
Product: olfactomedin 3a
Exons: 6
Coding region: 14-1438 (474 amino acids)
Biological process (GO): signal transduction
Source: RefSeq, a predicted model, not a curated record
GCGUCUCACUUGCAUGGUCAGGACUCGCAGGUGUGGAUUUAAAGGUGUGUCGUGUUACAAAUGUAAACAUUUUAUUUUUACACGACGUGAUGCCGGACGUGGGCCAGCCGUCGCGCGUGGAAUCGACACAACUACGGUGGGGCCCAGAGAGGGCUGGCAGGUGUACAGCUCGGCCCAGGACGCAGACGGCCGCUGCAUCUGCACGGUGGUGGCGCCGGAGCAAAGUCUGUGCUCCAGAGAUGCCAAAAGCAGGCAGCUCCGCCAUCUUCUCGAGCAGGUGCAGAACAUGUCUCAGUCCAUCGAGGUGCUGAACCUGCGCACCCAGAGGGACUUGCAGUACGUGAUGAAGAUGGAGAACCACAUGAAGGGUCUGAGGACCAGAUUCAGGCAGAUUGAGGACGAGAAGAAAUCUGUCAUGGCCAGAAACUUCCAGGAGCUGGAAGACAAGAUGGAGGCGCUGAAGCCGUUGAUCCCAGUGUUGGAGCAGUACAAGAUGGACGCCGCGCUGGUCUCCCACUUCAAAGAGGAAGUCCGGAACCUGUCGUCGGCGCUGACGAGCAUCCAGGAAGAAAUGGGCGCCCACGACUACGACAAACUCUACCAGCGCGUCAUGCGUCUGGACCUCAGGCUGCGCAGCUGCAUGGGCAAAUUAACAUGCGGCAAAUUAAUGAAGGUCUCUGGACCCGUCACGGUCAAGACCUCUGGGACUCGGUUCGGGGCGUGGAUGACGGACUCGCUGGUGUCAACAAGACACAACAGAGUGUGGUACAUGGACGGCUACACCAACAGCAAGAUUGUGCGGGAGUUCCAAACAAUGGAGGACUUCAUGGCGGGGGUGGUGUCUCGCAGCUACAGCCUCCCCUUCAAGUGGGAGGGCACCAAUCACCUGGUGUACAACGGCUCCCUCUACUACAACAAGUACCAGAGCAACAUCAUCGUCAAGUACUGCUUCGAGACCGGCACGGUUCUGGCCCAGAGAGCUUUGGAAUUUGCCGGCUUCCACAACAUGUACCCGUACACCUGGGGAGGCUACUCUGACAUCGACGUGAUGGCGGACGAGCUGGGCAUGUGGGUGGUCUACGCCACCAACCAGAACGCCGGCAACGUGGUCCUCUCCCAGAUGGACCCUGUCACCCUGCAGGUCCUCAACACCUGGAACACCGAGUACUCCAAAAGGAACGCGGGGGAGUCCUUUAUGAUCUGCGGGACUCUCUACAUCACCAACUCUCACCUGUCCGGUGCCAAGGUCUACUACGCCUACUCCACCAAGACCUCCACCUACGAGUACGUGGACAUUCCUUUCCUCAACCAGUACUUCCACAUCUCCAUGCUGGACUACAACGCCAGGGAGAGAGUCCUGUACGCCUGGAACAACGGACACCAGGUCUUGUUCAACGUCACCCUCUUCCACCUCAUAGAGACUGAUGAAGGAUCUUAAAACUCAUCAUCAGCAUGUGGAGAAAAUUAUUAUAGUGUGCUUGUCUGACAUGAAGACUGCUGGCUGGAGCAUGAACUACAUCUCCAUGGUGGACUGCCAUCAUCACUGUGUGUGUUAGCAUGUUGCUAAUGCAUCUUAGCACACUGACAAUAUCAACUCUAUUCUCUUACUACUUAACCACACUUUUUCACACAUGGAAAAAUCCCCACUUUGUGACAUUUGGGGGAAAAAACUCAAAUUUUUUUGCCCAGAAAUAUUCAAUUUUGACACACAGAAAAAUAAUCCAGAUUUUUUUGAAAAAAAAUUCUGACUUUUGACACUUUGAAAAAAGCCCAAUUUUUUGACACAGAAAAAAUCCAGACUUUUUGACAAAAUAAUUUCCAACUUUUUGACACUUGGGAAAAAAAUCCGAUAUUUUGACACUUAGAAACAAUCCAAAUUUUUUGACAGAAAAAAUUCUUACAUUUUGAAAUUUAGAAAAAAAUCCCGACUUUUUGACACUUGGGUAAAAUUCCAGAUUUUUUGACCCCAAAAAAUCAGACUUUUUGAAACUUGGGUAAAUAUCAAGAAUUUUUGACCAAAAGAAAAAAAUUAAAUCCUGACUCAACAAAAAAAAUUUCAGACAAUCCGACACUUGGACAAAAAAUCCGAUAUUUUGACACUUAGAAACAAUUCAAAUGUUUUUACAUAAAAAAUUCCAGACAUUUAGAAAUAAAUCACAACUUUUUGACACUUGGAAAAAAUUUCAACUGUUUAACACUCCCGACUUUUUACACUUGGGAAAAAUUCCAGAUUUUUUGACCCCAAAAAAUCAGAUUUUUUUAAACUUGGGAAAAUAUCCAGACUUUUUAACCACAAGAAAAAAAAUUUCAGACAAUCCGACACUUGGGAAAAAAAAUCCGAUAUUUUGACACUCAGAAACAAUACAAAUUUUUAGACAGAAAAAAUUCCGACAUUUAGAAAAAAAAUCACAACUUUUUGACACUUGGAAAAAAUCGCGACUUUUUACACUUGGAAAAAAUCCCAGAUUUUUUUACUUUAAAAAAAUUCAGACUUUUCAAAACUUGGGAAAAUAUCCAGACUUUUUAACCAAAAGAAAAAAAAAAUCCCUACUUAACAAAAAAAAUUCAGACAAUCCGACACUUGGGGAAAAAAAUCCGAUAGUUUGACACUUAGAAACAAUCCAAAUUUUUUGGCAGAAAAAUUCCGACAUUUAGAAAAAAAUCACAACUUUUUCACACUAGGAAAAAUCCCCACUUUUUGACCCAAAAAAUAGACUUUUUGACACAUGGGAAAAAAAUCCAGAUUUUUUUGAAUGAAAAAAUUUUACUUUUGACACUUUGAAAAAAAUCAAGAAUUUUUGACACAGAAAAAAUCCAAAUUUUUUGACAGAAAAAAAUCAAGACUUUUUGACAAAAUAAUUUCCGACUUUUUGACACUUGGUAAAAAAAAUCCAGACUUUUUGGGGGAAAAAAAUCCGAUAUUUUGACACUUAGAAACAAUCCAGAUUUUUUGACAUUAAAAAUUCCGACAUUUAGAAAUAAAUCACAACUUUUUGACACUUGGAAAAAAUCCAGACUAUAUAUAAAACUUAGAAAAAAUUUCAACUGUUUAACACUUGGAAAAAAUCCCGACUUUUUACACUUGGGAAAAAUUCCAGAUUUUUUGACCCCAAAAAUUCAGAGUUUUUAACCAAAAGAAAAAAAAAAAAAUCCCGACUUAACAAAAAAAAUUUCAGACAAUCCAACACUUGGAAAAAAAAUCCGAUAUUUUGUCACUUAGAAACAAUCCAGAUUUUUUUACAUUAAAAAUUCCGACAUUUAGAAAUAAAUCACAACUUUUUGACACUUGGAAAAAAUCCAGACUACAUAUAACACUUGGAAAAAAUUCCAACUGUUUGACACUUAGAAAAAAUCCGACUUUUUGACACUUGGAAAAAAUCCAGACUAUAUAUAAAACUUGGAAAAAAUUUCAACUGUUUAACACUUGGAAAAAAUCCCGACUUUUUACACUUGGGAAAAAUUCCAGAUUUUUUGACCCAAAAAAUUCAGAGUUUUUAACCAAAAGAAAAAAAAAAUAAUCCCGACUUAACAAAAAAAAAUUCAGACAAUCCAACACUUGGAAAAAAAAUCCGAUAUUUUGACACUUAGAAACAAUCCAGAUUUUUUAACAUUAAAAAUUCCGACAUUUAGAAAUAAAUCACAACUUUUUGACACUUGGAAAAAAUCCAGACUACAUAUAACACUUGGAAAAAAUUCCAACUGUUUGACACUUAGAAAAAAUCCGACUUUUUGACACAUGGAAAAAAUCCAGACUAUAUAUAAAACUUGGAAAAAAUGUCAACUGUUUGACACUUAGAAAAAAUCCCGACUUUUUACACUUGGGAAAAGUUCCAGAUUUUUUGACCCCAAAAAUUCAGACUUUUCAAAACUUGGGAAAAUAUCCAGACUUUUUAACCAAAAGAAAAAAAAUAAAUCCCGACUUAACAAAAAAAAUUUCAGACAAUCUGACACCUGGGAAAAAAAAUCCGAUAUUUUGACACUUAGAAACAAUCCAAAUUUUUUGACAGAAAAAAUUCCGACAUUUAGAAAAAAAUCACAACUUUUUCACACUUGGAAAAAUACCCACUUUUUGACCCAAAAAUACAGACUUUUUGACACAUGGGAAAAAAACUCAGAUUUUUUUGAAUAAAAAUGUUUCUGACUUUUGACACUUUGAAAAAAUCAAAAAUUUUUGACACAGAAAAAAUCUAAAAUUUUUGACACAAAAAAUCAAGACUUUUUGACAAAAUAAUUUCCGACUUUUUGACACUGUGGGAAAAAAAUCCAGACUUUUUGGGUAAAAAAAUCCGACAUUUUGACACUUAAAAAACAAUCCAAAUUUUUUACAUUAAAAAUUCCGACAUUUAGAAAUAAAUCACAACUUUUUGACACUUGGAAAAAAUCCAGACUAUAUAUAACACUUGGAAAAAAAUGUCAACUGUUUGACACUUACAAAAAAUCUGACUUUUUUACACUUGGGAAAAAUUCCAGAUUUUUUGACCAAAAAAAAACUGACUUUUCAAAACUUGGGAAAAUAUCCAGACUUUUUAACCAAAAGAAAAAAAAAAUCCCUACUUAACAAAAAAAAUUUCAGACAAUCUGACACUUAGAAACAAUCCAAAUUUUUUGACAGAAAAAAUUCCGACAUUUAGAAAAAAAUCACAACUUUUUCACACUUGGAAAAAUCCCCACUUUUUGACCCCAAAAAUACAGACUUUUUGACACAUGGAAAAAAUAUCCAGAUUUUUUUGAAUAAAAAAAUUUCUGACUUUUGACACUUUGAAAAAAAUCAAGAAUUUUUGACACAGAAAAAAUCCAAAUUUUUUGACAGAAAAAAAUCCAGACUUUUUGACAAAAUACUUUCCGACUUUUUGACACUUGGAAAAAAAAUCCAGACUUUUUGGGGGGGAAAAAAUCGAUAUUUUGACACUUAGAAAACAAUCCAGAUUUUUUAACAUUAAAAAUUCCGACAUUUAGAAAUAAAUCACAACUUUUUGACACUUGGAAAAAAUCCGGACUAUAUAUAACACUUGGAAAAAAUUUCAACUGUUUAACACUUGAAAAAAAUCCCGACUUUUUACACUUAGGAAAAAUUCCAGAUUUUUGGACCCCAAAAAUUCGGAUUUUUCAAAACUUGGGAAAAUAUCCAGACUUUUUAACCAAAAGAAAAAAAAAAUCCCAAUUUAACAAAAAAAAUUUCAGACAAUCCAACACUUGGAAAAAAUUCCAACUGUUUGACACUUAGAAAAAUCCGACCUUUUGACACUUGGAAAAAAUCCUAACUUUUUACACUUAGGAAAAAUUCCAGAUUUUUUGACCCAAAAAAUUCAGACUUUUCAAAAUUUGGGAAAAUAUCCAGACUUUUCAACCAAAAGAAAAAAAAUAAAUCCCGACUAAACAAAAAAAAUUUCAGACAUUCCGACACUUGGGAAAAAAAAUCCCAACUUUUUGACAAAAAAUAUUCCGAUAUUUUAAACACUUAAAAAUAAUCCAAAUUGUUUGACCCAAAAAAUUCUGACAUUUUUACACUUAAAACAAAAUCCAAAUGUUUUGCUAAAAAAAAUUCAAACUUUUUGACAGUUAUAAAAAAAUUGACAAAAAAAUUUAUAUUUUGUGACUUUGACACUUAGAAUUUUUUUUGUCAUAAAGUUGGAUUUUUCUAGAAAUUUUUUGGGACAUUUCAACAUUUGGAAAAAAAUCCCAACCUUUUGACAAAAACAUUUCCAAUAUUUUGACACUCACAAAUAAUCCUACUUUUUUGACAAAAAAUUUUUUUGACACAUUAGAACAAAAUCCACAAAUCCAAAUGUUUUGACAAAAAAUGUUCCCACUAUUUGACACUUAGAAAAAAAUCCAGACUUUUUGACAAAAAACUUUCCGACUUUGUGACAAAAAAAAAAAAAAUCAGACUUUUUCUAGAAACUAUUUCUGACAUUUCGACACUUAGAAAAAAGAUCUUGACUUUUGACAAAAUCUGACUUUUUGACACUUACAAAAAUUUCCGAUAUUUCCACACUGACAAAAAACCUCCAACUUUGACACUUGGAAAAAAAUCCUGUUAAGAUUAAAAAUGUUUUUUUUGAGACAUGUCCCUCAUUUUAAAAGGGAACAGCACUUUAGGGAAAAUUUUGCCUGUUUUUCAAAAUCAUUAUGAGAGACAAGACAAAAGGUUUUGUUUUUUUCGCUAUCUAAUAUAAAUAUCAGCUUGUUUUUGGUAGCAAUGUAGCUAAUAGAAAAAUGCAUUCAAAAAUCAUCAACACUACUUCAUUUAUGUUGUGUAACCUGUAAAAUAAUAAACUACAACAUUGUUAUUGUAAGAGUAAACACUGAGGAACUAUUUUUUUAGCGUACUAACACGUCAGCAUGCUACAGCAUUAGCCGUAAAAGCUAACUACGGCCAGAAAUAAGCUAACUUCUACGUCAGCACAAAAGUUUGUAAUACACAACACUGUAAUAGGACAAGUAAAACCUUAAGAAAUGAUUAAAGUAAUGAAAAUACAGUAAAUAUUGUACAUAUUGUUAUGAAGGUGUCUGUUACUACUUUAUAUAUAUACUUGCACUGUGUAUAUUGUACAUAUUGUUAUGAAGGUGUCUGUUACUACAUUAUAUAUAUAUACUUGCAGUGUGUAUAUUGUACAUAUUACAUAUUGUUAUGAAGGUGUCUGUUACUACAUUAUAUAUAUACUUGCAAUGUGUAUAUUGUACAUAUUACAUAUUGUUAUGAAGGUAUCUGUUACUACAUUAUAUAUAUACUUGCAGUGUGUAUAUUGUACAUAUUACAUGUUAUGAAAGUGUCCGUUACUACAUUAUAUAUAUAUAUACUUGCAGUGUGUAUAUUGUACAACAAGUGUAUUAUUGUCUUUCAUAAUGAUUGUGAACAACAGGCAACAUUUCCAGCAAAAAGUUCAGUUUUUAAGUAUCAUUCACUUAUAUGUGGUCAUUACCUUUACAGCAUGAUCUUCAUUCUAGCAUGAAUAAUUAAUGAUAUUUUGUGUAGUCUAGUCUUGUUCAAAAAUUCUGCAACAUUUUGAGGGUGCUUGAUUUAAGAAUUGGACGUUGAAUAUCGCUUGUCUUCAGAAUAAAACGCUUAUUUCUA